AUGGAUUCUUCUAAAUUGGAAUUACUAUUUGAACAACAAGUGAAAUUAAUGGAAAUUUUCGUCAACCAACAGACUGGUUCAACUUCACCUUCAAGCAGUUUGAAUCAUACCAUGCUACCAUCUGUCGACGGCAUUGUGAACAGUAUUUCACAGUUCAAUUAUGAUCCAGAGGCUAAUGUCACUUUUGACACAUGGUAUCAACGAUAUGAGGAUUUAUUCACAGUUGAUCUCGCCUCACAAGACGAUGCUUGGAAGGUGCGAGUGAUAUUGCGUAAAUUGGGUCCCGCAGAAUAUGAACGGUACUGCAACCUAAUUUUACCCCACAAACCACGUGACAAGUGUUUCGAUGAUACAAUAAAGCUGCUGCGUGAACAUUUUGGAGACCACUCAUCAUUAUUCAGCAUACGUUAUUGUUGCCUCAAGCUGACAAUGAAUGAAAAUGAUGAUUUCCUUACUCACGUUGGCACAGUCAACCGAGAAUGUGAGAGAUUUUGA
Trichobilharzia regenti is the source of this 495-nucleotide messenger RNA. The record is from the annotation of a GenBank genome assembly. NCBI's taxonomy places the organism in Eukaryota, Metazoa, Platyhelminthes, Trematoda, Strigeidida, Schistosomatidae.